Molecule: messenger RNA, 13504 nt
Organism: Podarcis lilfordi (Lilford's wall lizard)
Lineage: Eukaryota; Metazoa; Chordata; Lepidosauria; Squamata; Lacertidae
Source: the annotation of a GenBank genome assembly
CGGCGGCAGCGGCGCCUCAGAUACGGCUCCGAGAGUACGAAGAGGGGGACUUAAGCGCUUCUCCUCAGAGUGGGCCGCACCGUUUCGAUAUGCGCCCAGGCCAGCUGGGGUGAACGGUGAAAGGCCUCUGGACGAGCCAGUUCCGUUUCGCUGCUCGGAAAAUGCCCUUUGGGAAGGAAGAGGAGUGAAAACACCGCUUCUUCCCACAAAACACACACGUUGCUUUUCUUUAAAGUAGAAAUUAUCAGGAGACGAGAAGCAGGCUGCGGCCUCCGAGUUUUCGAAAGUAGAGGCGCCCCGUGUCCCUUUACCUAAAAUGUCAAGUGUUGGUAGUCUGUUACAAAUAGCCUUGUAAAAACCAAGAGGUGGUCGUGUGGGUUUGUAAUAAUAAGAAAAUUCCACUCAGUGUGCAGCAAGCCGUUUAUAAGUAAAACUUUGCAAAAUACUGUGCAAGGUUUAUUUGUUUUUGUUUUAUAGAUCGCUAGGACUCUUCUUCAGGCUGGAUUGGAAGGUAAACAGGACCGGGGGAGCAUAGCUGAUUGUUAUUGUUGUUAUUAUUAUUAUUUGUUACAUUUGUAUACUGCCCUCCACCCAAAGAUUCCUGGGUCGUUUUAAUUCUGGAUGUGGGUGGAGGUAGCAGUCAUUCAAAGGAGACUCUGUUAGGUGCUGUGCAGGUUUCAGAAUGCGCUUAAAGCUUCUGUGAAGGUGCAUUCAGUAGCCCCAUAUUUGAAACUAUAAUUGGUACUUAUAAAUUGAAAAUGUAAAAUCCAGCUGUUCCAAGUCUCUUCACUAAUAAGUGAAAUGCACAGGUUCCUCGGUAGGUGGAAAAUGAAAACAAAGAGAAUCUAGGCAGGUUUAUUAUUAAUAUUAUUAUUAAAAUAUAGAAUAUAAAAAAUAGGUGGUGUGCUAGGCUUACAUUUAUUUAAUAGCAGCAAAAUUGGGCAGUAGAUCUGUGGUACAACCCUAGGCAUAUUGACUCAAAAAUAGGUCUCAUUGAGUUUAAAGGUAAAGGUAACAACUCUGGGGUUGCGGCACUCAUCUCGCUUUAUUGGCCGAGGGAGCCGGCAUACAGCUUCUGGGUCAUGUGGCAAGCAUGACUAAGCUGCUUCUGGUGAACCAGAGCAGCGCACGGAAACGCCAUUUACCUUCCUGCCGGAGCGAUACCUACUUAUCUACUUGCACUUUGAUGUGCUUUCGAACUGCUAGGUUGGCAGGAGCAAGGACCGAGCAACAGGAGCUCGCUCUGUCGCAGGGAUACCCGUGUUGAGUUUACUUGCUCCCUAAUAGGUGUGUGUAUAAGAUUGCAGCCUAAAUCUAGGGACCUUUAUUGUGGUGCUUCAAGGUUCAUUCUUUUUUCUAAUGCUGUGUGAAUGGCAUAUGUUUUUGUGAACUAGAACCCGCUUCGUUGGAUGUAGGACAUGAAAGUGAUGGCUUUCCCCUGCUGCUUGUUCCAACCAUAGGAACAUAGAAAGCUGCCUUAUACCAAGACAGACAAUUGAUCCACCUUGUUCAGUACAGUAUUGUCUACAUGGAUUUAUUUAUUUAUCUUAUUAAAUUUCUCUUCCACCCUCCAUCACAGGGCAGUUUACAAUAUAAAAAAGCAAACAUACAUAAUGUAGUGAUGAAUAAAAACAUUGGCCCUCCCCACACAGAAUGUCUAGAGAUUUGGGGGGUUAAACCAGGGACUUGCAUACAAAUCACAUGCUCUGCCACUGAGCUAUGGCCCCUUCUCCAUCUUGGAUUCAGAAGUAUGCUUCCUCUGAUCUUGAUUUCAUGUAUGUAUCUGUUGAAUUGAACUGUAGUCCAGAGAAACCUAGGCUUCCAAAUUAUAGCACAAUCCUAUCUAAUUGGAAGCAAGUCCUGAUGAGUUUGGUGGGGCUUACUCCCAAGUAUGUGUGCAUAGAAUUGAGCUUAAAUUCAUUGGCCUUUAGUAUAGUGCCAGAAGGAUCUUUCUUAUAGCUAAAUAGCUGCUGUAGAAUGCCUCCUGAUUGCACUGUAAAUUUUUAAAAAGCAGAAUAGAAACAAGUAUUUUUUUAAAAAAACAAAGAAUAGUGCUGUGCAAAUAAUGAAGCAUUCAGAGCAGAAUCCUAUCUAUUGAACUUGGGGCUGUUAUGGAGCAGACUGACAGGAGAAAUAGUGCCCAAUUUCUGGGCUGGGUACAGUGUGUAAUGUGAGCCUGCUCACUUAACAUUUCUUCUAUCUCACAGUGUGUUUAGAGACAGCGUUUAGCACAAUUAUUUCAGUUGUCUUGAAAGCUAGACAUUUGCCAGUCAGAGACAGCCCCAGCACAGGAAGAAGAAAAAUAUAUUUCCCCUUAUUUAGUAUUUUGUCAAGAAGCUUCUGGAACAUUUUAAUGAGACAACCUCAUAAAAUCAUUGAAAAAGCAGCGUUGCCAGUAACGUCAAAACAUUUUUUAAUAAUUUUGUAGUUCAUACUAAUUAGACUUGCCAACCGUCUGUUCACAGCAGGUGCAAUGCCUGAACAGUACUAAAAUGUGAUAUUAUGUGCUGCAUGCUGAAUUUAUUUAAAAUUAUGGCUAUUAAUAAAGAACAAAUUAACAUUUAUACCUUAAUCUUAAAACAUAUUUACUCAGAGGCAAUGCAUAUAGAUUACAGUAUGGCUUACUUCCAAGUGCAUGUGCUUAAGAAAGAGCAAUAGGCCUUUUCAAGUGUUAAACAAUUAUGCAAUGGGAAAUGAUGGUAGUAACCAGUGCUUUUUCUCAGCUGGAGUGCUCCAGAGCACAGUUCUGGCACCUCUUGUGGGGAGGGGGGGUGCCAUUGCGGGCUGGCUCCAGCCCCUGCCUACUUAAUGCCUUUAUGUACUUCUGAGAAGCCCAAAACGAACAUUUCAAGUCAAAAUGGAAGCUGACCAGUGUGUGCAAGUCUACGUUUUAAAAGAUCUAUAACUCCACCAAGCUCCUAGCUGUGAUUGGUCAAGCUACAGGUGGGGCCAAUUUGUAUUUCCUUUUCUACACCACGUGUAGCGGUGGUGGGAUUUAAGGUUUCCAGCCAGACCUCUAGCAUUGCAUGAAUGCAUGCGUGUUUGUGUAAGGGCCCUUCCGAGUUGCUCUAGCCAUCUGUCUGAAUCUUAAGAGAACUUGGGGGGCCAUUUAUUUGACCUGCACCAGAACCAAGGGUGACCCCCAAACCAGCUAGAGAGAUAGCUUGCUGUAGUUUUUAGCACCUCUGUGGGUGGUGAACCCUCUGUGGGUAUUGCAAAACCAGCAUCCAUUCAGAGCUGCCCCGAGUCACCCAGUGGCUUACUGUAACAACUUCAUGGUGUGUUCCGGCACCUAUUUUUCUUGAAAAAGAAGCACUGGUAGUAACCUCUUUUGCAUUAUUAACAAUAACCAAUAAACAAAAGGCUUUAAUGUACGCAUUAAUAACAUAUUUUAUAUCAAAAGCUAGAAACUAAUCUUGAUGUUUGUAUCAAGUUUUGCCAACCAAUUUCGUGGAGAAAAGAUGUGAAGGAAAUAAACACACGGGAUACCAAAAUGCUACCUGUCAAAAUGGGGACAAAUUUUGUGUUAGAUUUCAGACUGAAAGGAAAACAGGAGCCAAGAAAGCUCAGGAAUUUCCAAGCUGCAAAAUAAUUGUUAUAUAGUAUUUCUAAAACAUUCCUGUCUUUUGUUUUUAGCCUUGGCUAUGGAUGCAAAAAUGCAAAAGGAUGAACUGACAAGGACAAUUAAAUUUAUGCCACCACUAUACAAACAACGCUACCUGUUCGUUAAACAGUUAGUGAGUAAACAUAAACCUAAAAAGGUUUGUAUAUGUUUCUUAGCAAUAUGCUCUUUAUAGUAUGGCUAAUUGCUUCAGAAUUAUUGGCCUUAGUCUUGCUGUGAUGUGACAGACUUAAACAUAAUUGAGCUAGACAGGCACUUCCAUGCAGAAAUAGUACAAAAAAGGAAAACUCAAAUGGGGGUGAUCAUAAGGGGGUGCUUUGUAUUACUUGUCUCUUGUCUCAAAUUUGCUGUAUUAUUUUAAAGUUUCUCAGCCACUUGGAGACCAAUUCCAAACCCUGACUAGGAGCAUGAGGGCUUGUAGAUUGGAGCUGUAUAGCUAACACUGUAGUCACAGAACCUGUUCUUGUACCAACCAGGACAGGAGGGGAGGAAAAGUGCUUCUUUGUUGCCCAGAUAGAAUUUCUUUCUCUCUCUCUCUCUCUCUCUCUCUCUCUCUCUCUCUCUCACACACACACACACACACACACACACACACACUCACACACUCUCCUUUCCUUCUGUUGUAUGCUUGGUACAAAGAGCUUCUGUUAAGCCAAAUUUCACUGUUAAGGCCAGAUCAGGAAACAUGGCUUAAGGUUGGUUAACAGACUUUUAAGUCAUGGUUGCCUAGUUUGGAGUUAACAGAUUACUUUGCCUUAAUGCUAACCACAGAGUUUAUCCUUCAUUAACUGGGUCCUUGGGUUUUCCCCCCAGUGGAGUCAGAUCUCACAUCUUCUCUGCCCUUUGGCAAACUAAGGGUGAUACCCAACUAAGUUGUCUGAGUAUGACUAACCCUCUGUAUGUCACCCUAAGUGCAAACAAAUGCAGAAUUAAGAAGCAGUUUCGAUUCCUAAGCUACUAAUGACUUUAAAGUUGUAUCAGUUUUAGUUGUGGGCUAUUAAUGUAUUUAAUUCUAAUUGACAGGUGGCAGAUUUGGGAUGUGCUGAAUGCAGGCUGCUCUGGAUGCUGAAAUUCUGCAGCUGCAUCGAAGUGCUUGUUGGGCUAGAUAUUAGUGAAGAUGUGAUGAAGGAGAAAAUGUAAGGAGAAAAAAUAUCCUUUAAUUUCUUUUGCAAAAGCUGUUUUUUGUGGCUUGGAAAUUUAUAUAUAUAUAUAUAUAUAUAUAAUCUCAAAAUCAGCCAUUCAGUUCCUAACACGAGAUUGGGGGUUGGCUACAGCAGUGGUGAGGAAUCUCUAGCUCAUGGGCCACACUGGGCCUAACAGGCCUUCCUAUUUGGCCUGGCAGUGCACUGGGAUUCACUGGCUCUGAUAAUCAGGUGAUGGUUGAGUCUCAUGGAGCGCUGUGCAGUUAGCUUUAUCUCUUCCAACAGCGAUCAGCCUAAUUAAGAAAGCAUGUGUUACAGUGCAAACAGUGACAAUCACACUGUUUCCCCAGGGUUAGGGAACAGUGUGAUCACCAUGGUUUGCUCUUCUUCACAUGGGUUCAUAAUUAGUAUUUUUCAGAGCCGUUAGCACUUUUUAGGUUUGAAAAUAUUUCAUUUGAUUAAUAUUAAUAGUUAAUAAAUGAAUAUUUAAUAUUGUGGUUUCGUUGUUAGUACCAGACUAGGUAAAGUACACAGAAUAUACCUAAAUCGCCUCAAUCUAGCAGUGGAAAGAAAAGCAAUGUCAACUGAGAAAAAAUACUGAAAACUAAUCUGAGGAUGAAUAUUAUUAUGUGUCAUAUCUAUGCCAUAGUAUUUUACAUUUGGAACAACGUAUGUUUCUGGUUGGACCUCUCCAAUAUUAUUAUUAGCAGUUCUUUAAUACAUCUGAAAGAGUAGUUAGCUCCUGAUAAGCUUUGCUCGGCGUCAGCAAACUGCACUCUUCUCCAUUUUCAAUUUCUUAAGUUACUUUCCUUUUUAAAAAGCCUUAAACUUUGUUGGGACAGUCACACACAAAAAUUGUACUAUUUUUGUUGAAAGUAAGAUACUCAGUUUGUGGGAAUUAUACCCAAGAAAAAUAUCUUCUAGAGUUUAUCUUCAGUUGUGUUUUGCCGUCUUCCCAUUUUUAUCUAGUUUUUAAAUAAUUUGUUAAUGUUAUUGUUUAAUUUUUUAAAUGUAAAAUGCAUAGACAUUUUUACUAUAUUAAAUGAUGAAAAAGAAUAAAAUUGAAACAUCAAACUUGCACUGAGUAUUACUUCUAAUUGUGCACAGUUGUUUCUUAUGCUGUCAAGUAAGGGCAUUAAAAUGCGUUUCCUGUGCAGACUGUAGAGCUCCAGCAAAUCCAGUAUUAUAUUGUACUGACUUGCCUUGCAUUUCAGCUAGAGUCAGUUGGAACUUCCUGGUGCACCAGUAGUUAGAUGAGGUGGGGGGGAUAGUAUGGUUAAAAGUAAAUGUCACCUGAGGUCUUCUAUAUUGUUCAACUUGUUUGCUUGUAGGCAUACACUAUCUCCCCUUCCUGGUGACUAUCUCCAGCCAAGUGAAAGACGUCUGACAGUUAUCCUCUAUCAGGGUUCAGUUGCUCACAAAGACCCUUGUAUGCUGGGCUUUGAUAUGAUAACAUGCAUUGAAGUGUGAGUAUUCUACUGAAAUAGUUUAUUUGGCAAUGUUUUUCAGGUUUUGGUUUUAAAAGCAUGUCGAUUUAAAUACAUUUUCUACCCUAUAUAACACACAUUCCUCUUCCCUAGUUCCAAGCAACUUCUCAAAAAUAAAGGAGUGUGCCAUCUUUUAACUUCUUAAACUUAGGACAAUACAAAUUAAUACAAUUGGGAUGGUUGAGACUGUUGUGUGGUGUAGCAAUACUUUGGAACAAAGGGCAUAGAAACAUUCAUGGAAAACUGAGGGUUUUCAGUUCCGCAUAUAAAAUCUAACACUACACAAGAAUACACUGAGAGUGAGGAAGUAAGAAUCCAGGUAGAUAGAGAAUCAAAAGUAAAGUGUAACUGCUCACUGGGUAGCUGAUACAUGUUCCCAGUUACCUUGAAGGAAGAUGUAGUCAAAACAAUAUCUACCUUGCUUCUUAGCAGAAAUGAAAAGUGCUGAGCAGCUAGAAUUCUUUCUAGCAUGUUCCAGCUUCAGUUUCUGCACAUACAAAGAAUAUACUAGAAAAACUUCUGUUUACUUUUAUAAACUGGAAAAGAUUUCUGUACCUGAGAAACACCAUUAAUCCUGACAGUGUGAACUAGGGCUUAUGAAUCUUCCAACUUUGGUGUCAUUUUGGUUGCCCUUUUUUGAACUUUUCCUGACUCUACAAUAUCCUUUUUGAGGAGAGGCAAGCGGAACUGUACACAGUAUUCCAAGUGUGGGUGUGCCAUAGAUUUUGUCCAACGGUAUUAUGAUAUUGGCAGUGGGAUUGAUAUUGGUGGUAUUAUUUUCAAUCCCUUUUGUAAUGAUUCUUAACAUAAAAUCCACCUUUUUCAUAUGUACUGCAUGCUAGGUCGACAUCUUCGAGCUAUUCACAGUGACCCAAAGGUCUAGUUCUUGUACAAUCAUUGGCAGUUCAGACUUAACUGCCAGAUUAACAUAUAUGUGAAAUGAGGGGGGGGGGUUUGCCCCAAUGGGCAUCCAUUUACAUACACUUGCUUAAAUUUACUGCCAUCGUUUGGGGAGGUCCUUUUUGAACUCCUUUUGGUACAAUUGAUAUAGUCACCUCACUGCUUACUAUUAGCUACAGAUAAUUUAUGAACAAGUUAGAAAGCACAGGCCCCAAUACGGAUUCUUUGGUACUCCACAUCCUUCCAUUGGAAGAACUUUCUGUUUAUUCCUAUUCUACUUCCUGUCUUUAACAGAAACAUUAUCAAAACCUCUUUGAAAGUCUUAAGUACAGUGUCAGUUGUAUCACCUCCAUCUAUGUUUGUUUAUACUCUAAAUUAGAUUGAUGAAACAGGCCUGGUUCUGCUUCAGAAAGACUUAUUCUUCUGUAUGUUUUGUAAUUCUACCUUUAAUAAUGCUUUCCAUCAGUUUCCCCAAAACAAAUGUUAUACUAACUGGCCUAUAAAAUUCUAGAUCCCAUCUGGAUCCCUUUAAAAAUGGUUUUACAUAUAUUCCUUAAGUAUAGAUGGGUGACUGGCGUGCUCUGGUCCAUGGGGUCACGAAAAGUCAGACAUGACUAAACGGCUAAACAACAACAAAAUAUAGAUGGUGAUUAAGAUCUCUUGGAUGGAUUGUCAUCCAGACCUGAUGAUUUGUCAGUUUUUAAUAAGAUGUAGAACUUCUAGGUAAGGACUGAGAUGGGUCUUGGUUAGAGACCAUGGAGAACUGCAUAGCUGGAAUAUAUAAUACUAGGCUAGUUGGAUCAAGUAUAAAGUAGUGUCAUACUUUUAGAUAGAAAAACAAAGUUAUCUUGAGAAGGUAUUUUUUCUUAUAUCAGACUUACUGUAGUUGUGUGAAGUGAAGGCCCAAGACAGGAGUUGAUCAUCAUGUGAGCUGCGCACAGGUGGGCUGAAGCGAGCUGCUGCCAUUCCUGUGGAGCCUCCUUUUAUUGAGACAAAUAUGCAAGCCAGGCAAAUACAUUUUUGGGCUUUGACCUUUACACAUCUUCCGUCCCGAGAUCGUGGGGUGGUACAAAGUUAUUUUGGCACCUGUUUUCCACAGCGUCAUUUUCCCCUUGCACAGUGUAUGACGAAGGAGACAAAAGGUCUCAGGGACAAAGGUUACAGACAGGACACCGCUGACUGCUGAGACCGCAAAAGGUCAGACAUAGGGGACGAUGUUCCGACAGCCGUGGCUUGUCUGAGGGGGAGUUUGCCCUGCACCCCAGGGUCACGCGUGCAGGCCGACUGUGGCUGCCUGCUGGUGGAGAGUGUGCUCCCUCCGGACCUCACUGUCCACUCCGCGAUAUCCUUACAUCUGUGCAGCUUUACUUCUUCAGUCAAGUAUGUACUGUACUCAGUUGAUCUACUUGGUAAGAAGAUCCUUGUAACCUUCUAUCUUCAGAAUAGAACACCUGGAGGCAGAAGAGCUGGACAAAUUCCCAGAAGUGGUAUUUGGUUUUAUGUCUCCAGCCAUGGUCGUAAUAACAACACCAAACUCAGAAUUUAAUUGUUUGCUUCCAACUGUAACAUUAUUCAGACACCCAGAUCAUAAAUUUGAAUGGAAUCGUGCACAAUUUAAGAACUGGUAAGUUCAUUCCAUCUUUUAUAUGCUUCCAAAAAGUAAAACAAAAACAAAAAUGGUGUAUAUUUUAGUGUAGGCUGUGGGGGAAUAAAAUAAAAUCUUGCUAUACCCUUUGAAAGCUUUUAUGAUUUUGAACAUACUGUGGUGACUCCCAUGCCUACCUUAUAUGUUAAUCAUUUUGGAAAUAACAGUAAUUAAAGUGAAGGACAACCAUUGGUUGACUAGAUGUAGCUUUUUCCACCCCAAUAAUCUCACAAUAUGUGGAAUGUAGGUGAGACAAGAAAUGACAACAAUUUCUGAUCUAUGUAUUUUCUACAUUAUGGGGGUUCCUUUUUUUUUUUUUUUUUUUUAAAGACAUGAGCACCAUUGUGAGGCAUUGUAGUAGGUAAAGUUACGGAGAUUUUUUAAGUGAAGUGGGAUUGGUCUCAAAGCAGGAAUAUCCUCUAAUAUAGGGAUUGUCUCAAAAUUCCUGCAUAAUAUUUGCUCCACCAUAGCUCCAAAUUUCCUCUUCUCCCCCCAUCCUUCUAUGGGAUACCAGCUCCACUAAACCUUCACACAAACACAUAUCUUAAUAAUGCUUAAGAAUUAUUAAGAAUAUUCAUGGUCCAGUUUGAGAACUCUCACAUUACUAUUCUAAUGAGGGUGAAACUUUAUGCUCUUUGCUGUCUAUUUCAUAGUCUAAAGAACAGAACAGGCUCCUGGAAGUCAGUGAAGGCUCGGUAUAUUUCUAAUUGACAGAACAAAAGUUUGUUGGCAACAAUCAUGUGUUGUUUCCAAAUUCAGGGUUGGACAGAACAGGAGUUGUUUUUGUCUCACUGGCCUUGUCUGUUGAGCUGGUGAGGAGGUGUCUUUGUUCCUAACAGCUACAAUCUCCUGUCACUGCUGCCAUUUCUCUACAUCUACUUAUCCACACAGGCAUUGUUAAUAGGAAGGAAGAACUGCCUCUCUCACAAUAAUGGCUUGUACUUGCGAUGGGAGAUUUAGCAGUACUCACUAUACACAUCUUUGAUGAGCAAGAUAGAGCUGUUAGGAUUGGUCUUUCAAAGUUACUUGCACAGUUUGGUGUUUUGUCAUAAAUUUAGGGCCCAAGAUGUUGCAGCUCGCUACGACUAUACAGUGGAGUUUACUGGUUUAGGAGCCCCACCUCCUGAAAAAGAUGUUGGAACUUGUACACAAAUAGGUGUGUUUGUGAGAAAAUACCAGAAUGAUGGACCUGCACAUUUUGAGAAAUGCAAUGAACAUGUUUAUAAAACCGUAAGUAGAUCUUUUGCUUCUGUAAGGAGGAAUAAAUUCAGUAUAAAGUGGUUACAUAGUAAAACAUAACACGAUAACUGAAAUAGAAGUCUGUGUAUUGAGUUUGUGCUGAAUUGAUAUCCAAUGAACCUUGUGACUGAUCAGCAGUCAGUGUCACAAUACAUACUAGGAAAGAAGUUCUUUUGAUUCUGACUUUGAAAACAAAUGUGUUAUGAUUGAUGAACACAUGGCAUGGAGAGGCAACUGGGCAUUUAAAAUGACAAAAAGAAUGAGAAUAAUGGUUAAUUAGCCCUAAAAUAUUAUCAAACAUGAAAUCAUUUAUCCAGGGAGGAAAAUGUUACUUAGAAUGUUUUCUUCCCAGUUUCAGUGUUUAGUAAGCAUUAUUGGAUAUUGAACUGUAGAAGCACGCUUGUUUUUAAUAACUUAAUUAAGCCUUUAGACCCUAUGCUGUAAUUCCCACCUUUUUACCUUUUUUUAACCUGUAAUUCCCACUAGUAUUAGCUAGAUUUAAACCCAGGUCCAAGCCUAACACUUUGUUUGGUGGGCCACUCUGAACUUGGCAUUGUAGGAGUAUCAACCAUAUUGCUCAAAUUUAAUUUAAAAUUGUUUUUGUUAUAUUUCCAAUAAGUGGGUAACUUAUGGAAGAAAAGCUAACUCAAACUAAGGAUUUGUUACUUUAAGGUUGCAAGCCCAUUCAUACUUACUUAGGAGCAAGUUCCAUUAACUUCAGUGCAACUUACUUUUCAGCAGACGUGCAAGGGAUUGUAUUGUGAUAGGGCUCUUGCUAGUUUGCCCAAAUUCUACCUAAUUUUGCAGGGAGGCUUACUCACACCGCAUACUAGAGGGCUUGCUUCUGAGGUUUUUUGUUUUUUAAAAAGCACACAUACAGAUAGAUAUUAUUGAAAAUUGAACUGAGGAGUAUGUACAACCGUUUUAUGGUCAGAAAGCCACAUAGUUGUAGUCUAUCUUAAAAAUCAGCAGAAUUAUAUUUGCAUUUGUCAAACAAGUAAGUACAGGCGGUUUCCAGCUUUAUUUUGUGUAUUGUAAACAUGUUAGAAAAGGUUCAGUAGAGCUAUGCCUAGUUUAAUAUUCUGUAACAUAAAAUGCUGAGUAUGUGAAAUGCUUUGAACAGUUAGAAUGUGCUAACAAUAAAUAAGCCGCAUCUUUGUUUUCCAUAUCAAAGCUUUUCAAAGCUGAAUAUCCAAGCCUUAAAGAUGAAAAGUACUUGCGGACUGCAGUGGUCAAUGAAGUUAUUUGGACAGCACAAAUAAUUGCAAGGAGACUCUGGGACCACGUAAAAACUGAAUAUAAAAAACCCUGUUAUGACUCUGAAACAGAACCCAAAUUCCAACCAUCUCACCAUAGUCUGAAGUAUUUCAAGCAUCUGCCUUUAACAGAAGCCAACAAUAAAGGUUUGCAGCCAUUUAUUAAUGGAAACUCUGUCUACAUACCUCUUGCAAACAUUUUUUCUUUUCCUAAAGUGAAUAAACUUUGUGGAACAGUUGAAACACUAAGCGAUCUCAUAACUGGCAAAGUCACACUCAGCCAUGAUGGAUCUGCAGUGCUUAUUGAUGCUGAAUAUGAAAAUGAAGAGAUGGAGAAUUAACAAAUGCUUUCAAAAAUACUUGUUCUUGGUUCUACUUCGCAAACUGGAGGAGUCCAGUGAGCAGAAUUCUGCUAGUUGCUGGAUUUAAAAACUCAGCAGAUUGGACUGGCUACUAAAUAUUUGGAUCAGGUGCCAUCUUUUUGUGUUGAGGUGGGCUAGAAUAAGAUGUUCCUACCUAAUUAUUUUGAUUGAGAAAUAAACAUGUACCUUCCUCAACCCAACUGCUUACAACAGUAAUUAGAAGAACAGAAGUCAGAAAACAGUUUUCUGUCUGCGAACAGAAAAAGUAAUGUUUAAGAUGCAUUUUUUGUAUUGGAAGGUGGUUUUGCAGAAGUUUGUGUACUAUAUUAUGCAACACCACUGUUAUCAGUAUCUUUAUAGUACAAGUUUAGUUGAGAACUAAAUUAGUUGCUUAAGUUAAUGCUAGGUGUAAUGCUCUCUGUGUGUGUGCUUUUAAAAUAGUUUUCUUCAGAACCAUUCACACUGUUCUAUAUAGAAAUGGGUUUGUAGAUGUGGUCCAAUAAGGACUUUCAAAUAAGAUUGUAUAAUACUACUUGCUGAACAAAGUUGGAAAAUACAUUUGCUCAACUCAUCCACAAACUGAUUCUAACCCCCAAAGUACCAGAAUAACCUUGGGGGACUGCUAGGUUUUGAUUAUAGAAAGGAGCAGCAGGGAGCAGCAGCAAUUCUUUUCCUUAGUCUCAACCUUAUAAUGGUUUGAUCAAGAAGGGUGUGACCUCCUUUUUAAAUUCUGGCCUCUACUCCUAUGAGUUAUGUGCAAGAUGGCAGACUACUCAUUCAUCUAGCAGUACUGCAAACACCAGUCAUAGGAUAGCCUUAUUAAAGCCUCAAGUAACUGAAGUUAUGCCUUGCUUCCUGCAUGUAUUACCUGUUCAAGUAUGCUUUUCUUUAAUUACAAUAGUUGGUAAACAGAUUGGCAUAUGAGCAGAUGUAGUUGUACAUAAAUAUUGUUCCUGUGUAACAGUAAACAGCCUUUUCUAAACAAAUAUUAGACAAUUCUAUCUCACUAAUCUUGCAACAAUUUCAACCACAAGGUGGCAUGCUUCUCCAUGAAGCAUUUGCUUGGCAAUCCUGUUCUCAUGUAACAAAAAGGGAUGCAGCUUUUUCCAAUAUCCCUACCACCACCACCUUGGUAAAGAGUCAGAGGACGACUGCAGUGUUGUUUUUAUACCAGAGGCAACAGACGUGAUUGAGCAAGAGAAGAGAUGGUUUGGUACCUUGUUGCUCUUUGACCUUUUCCCUAAUUCACUUGUCACAUUUAAAAAUGCUAGGAUAGAUUAUUGUUUUCCUACUUCUACCUUCUUAGAAUGUAAUGCUCUCUAUUACAGUUGCGCUGCAGCAGCUUUCUCCUUGUACUAUAACCAGAACACUGCAUCACUUCCCAGCCUGGCCCGAUUCCAAGCCCUUGCAGAGUGUACAACCGUAGCCACUAAUUUUCCCUGGUGUUCUUUGCUAUUAUAGUGUCACUUCAGAGGAAUCAUUUUUGGGAUGAGAAUAGAGAAGAAAACCCAGCACAGUUUCUGCUAGGGCUUACUACAUAAAAUAGUCACUUAAAUGACUUAAAUAGUUCAAGACAAUCCUGUUUGCAAAGUUUAGUUUAAUCACUUCUUCAGUAUUAGGAUUGAAGGCAGUCUCUUCCCUGGACAGAUAAUCAAGUAUUCCUUACUACCAAUACAAGUAGUAGUUACUGAUCAUGUUUACAAUAAGCCCGUUAAGAGUGGGAUGCCAGCUAGAUUGCUGAUGGAAAUGUAGCUGCUCCGCAGAGGAAAUGUGAACUUUUCACAGAAAUAACGAACGGGAACUUUUCUGCAGGUGGGACUCAUAGAGGAUGACAAAAGGCAGAAUGGGGGG